AUGCCUGCUGGGUCGGCGAGGCCACAGGUGGCGUCCGCGGUGGGGGCUGGCUUCUUCAACCGUAGCGGGUCGGGGACCUCUUCCUGCCGUUGCGACGGUAAAGCCCCGUCGGCUGGAAGCAUUCAGAGAUGCGUCUCCUUUAAGAGUGGGGGGAGCGGAAUUCCCGUGACCUCUCCGUGUGCCCGCCCCUUCCUGGUUGCCAUAGCCACGGGCUGCUGGCGUCCCAAAAUGGCGUCUCUUCUCCCAGAUGUUUUGUUUGAAAUGCGUGGACAAGCCCCGGCGCCGAGCAAGGACUUCUAUCAGCUUCUCGUGAAUCGGAAGACCAUAACUUUUAGAUGGUGGAAAAUUUCUCUUCGAAGUGAAUUUCGUUCAGCAAAACCUGGGGAACUCACAGAAUCUCAUGAUGACUUUCUGGAUGACCCUUCUCUCCAAAUUCAAAUAGCCUAUAUCUUUGGACCAGGAAUUCUAGACCAUAUCAUCAAUCUGUGCCAGGGUAAAUUUGAUUUCCUGGCUCGACUUCCUGACCAAUUGCUUCUGCGCAUCGUGGCCUAUUUGGAUCUUGAAGACAUUUCCCGGCUUGCUCAAGUAGCUCACAGAUUUGAAAGGCUAUGCAAUUCUGAUCAACUGUGGGAGAUGACUGUGCACAAUUUAUGUGAGAAUAUUACUGAAGAAAUGACAGCACUGGCUCGUGAAGUGGGCUGGAAGCAGUUGUUCUUCACUAAUAAACUUCAACUGCAGCUCCAGCUCCGAAGGAGGAGACAGAAGGAAGUCAACUGAGCAGAAAGGAAUAAAGAUGUGUUCUUCCUAGUGGCAACUGUUAUAAAGUGGAGAUUUGUUCUAAUAAAA
Molecule: messenger RNA, 846 nt
Organism: Sphaerodactylus townsendi
Lineage: Eukaryota; Metazoa; Chordata; Lepidosauria; Squamata; Sphaerodactylidae
Gene: FBXO36
Product: F-box protein 36
Exons: 4
Coding region: 1-777 (258 amino acids)
Molecular function (GO): protein binding
Source: RefSeq, a predicted model, not a curated record